Trichoderma gamsii is the source of this 303-nucleotide messenger RNA. Its product is annotated as profilin. The record is from RefSeq and is a predicted model, not a curated record. The transcript has 2 exons. The coding region runs from base 1 to 303 and encodes 100 amino acids. Gene Ontology annotation, molecular function: actin binding. Lineage: Eukaryota; Fungi; Ascomycota; Sordariomycetes; Hypocreales; Hypocreaceae.
AUGAUGGAAAACGACCAUAUACAGAUUACUCCCGCUGAGAUGAAGGCUAUUGCCAGCAUCGUUGCCAAGGACCAGGCUGCCAUCGACAAGGCCUACGCCGAGGGUCUUUACAUUGGCGGCGUGCGCCACGUCUUGACCAGAGUCGACGACGACAUCUACGCCCGAGCUGGCCGUGAUGGUGUUGCCAUUACUGCCGCCAAGUCCUGCAUCGUCAUCGGCCUCCACAGCGAGACCCAGGUCGCUGGAAACGCCACCUCUGUCGUCGCCGCCCUCGCAGACCACCUCAAGAAGACCGGCUACUAA